CCGACCCCGACGAGCCGGGCCGGGCAGGAGCGUUGGCCAAUAGCGGGGGGGGGCUCUGGGCCCGCCCCCGGCCGCAGGUGCCCAAAGCGAGCGGGCGGGCGGUGCCGCCGGUGCCCCCGGUGCGUCCCGUCGGUGCGGAUGGCGGCGCGCGGCGCGGGGCAGUGGCUGCUGGUGGCGGCGGCGCUUUGCGCGGCGGCAGCGGCAGCGGCAGCGGAGCCGUUCUGCCCGUCGUGUGCCGUGGGAAGGGAGCGGCGGCUGCUGGAGGAGGAGGUUAAAAGGCAUCUACUCGAAAAGUUGCGGCUCCGCGAGCGACCGAGGCUCGGCCACGCCGUGCCCAGAGCUGCUGUAGCCCGAGCGCUGCGGCGGCUGCAGGUGGGCAACCCCCGGCGGGGCCCCGGCGACCUCGAGAGGGGCUACGAGAUCAUCAGCUUCGCCGAACCAGAGCCUGUGUCUCCUUCUGGUUUGGGGCUGCGGUUCCAGUUCAGCCGUACACAAGAUCAGGACGUUCACAUCCUGCAGGCUCAGCUUUGGCUCUACCUUCGAGUUCCCCGAGACCUGGUAGCCAGCCUCACCCUGAGAAUCUUCCUUGCCGGUGGGGAAGGUGAUUUGGUGGGAGGCAAUCGGACGUUGCUGAGUGAGAGACGGCUGAGUGCUAAGGGCAGUGGCUGGCGAGCCUUCACCCUCCUGCCUGCCCUGCAGAGUUUCUUUGAUGGGGAGCACAGGACCCUGCGUCUGGAAUUGGAGAGCCGUGGGGACGGAGGUGAUAUCAUGGCAUUCAUCAAUGCCAGCCGCUCCCAGCAGCCCUUCUUGGUGGCCAAGGCAAAGGUGCGAGAGCCGGGACACCACGUGGCAAAGCGCAGCCUCCGCUGCAGCCAGAACUCCAACCUCUGCUGCCGCAAGGACUACUAUGUGGAUUUUCGUGACAUUGGUUGGAACGACUGGAUCAUUAAGCCUGAGGGCUACCAGAUAAACUACUGUGUGGGCCAAUGCCCUCUCCAUGUGGCAGGCAGCCCUGGGAUGGCCUCUUCUUUCCACACAGCUGUCUUUAACCUUGUCAAAGCUAACAACAUCCAGGCAUCGGGGCACUCUUGCUGCGUGCCCACACGACGCCGGCCGCUCUCUGUCCUCUACUUUGAUCGCAAUAGCAAUAUUGUCAAGACUGACAUCCCUGACAUGAUCGUUGAUGCCUGUGGCUGUAGCUAGGGUUAGGGGAGCUGUGCUGGGCACCCCCCUUCUCCAGGACUGUCUCUCUGGUGGUGGCAGCAGAGGAGGAGGAGGGGAGAGCUGGAGGGCUUCCUUGAGCUGGAGUCAGACCGCGGUGCAAUGGACCCCUUUGGAAAUGUUAGGAGGGAGAGGGAGAGAGAGAGAGAGAGAGGGUCUCUUCCGAGGGAGAAGAGGUUGUCUCCAGAGAGCACCUGGGGCACAGAGCUCUUUAGGGACACGUGGGAUAGAGCCAAAGCCACAUUAGACUGCCCGAGUCUGAGCUGUGGGUUGUUGGUGGCUCUGCAUCCCUGCCUUCACUGGCAACCUCCCUCUGGUCCCAAGCUGAUCUCACAUUCUUAUGGACACGUUCCCCUCUGUGGGACAAAGGGGGUCUGCUUUGUUCACAUUCCAGUGUUUGGUGACAGUUUGGGACUCGUCCUUCUUGAGAAUAGAGUGGAAUGUGGGAAUGGGUCUAUUUCCUCCAAGUGGGAAACUGGAGGACAAGAGGCAGUCCCGAUUUUCUCCUCUACUGCAACAAAUCUUUCUGCAUCCAAUUUGGACCUGUUGUUGGGAACAGGUGGAACGAGGCACAAAUAAUGGGGAUGGACAUGAAGGGUAUGAUUUUAAGAACCCCAAACCCACAAGGGUUAAGCAUGGUCCUCGGCUCCCAGGAGGGAUGGAGCUGUGGAAGAUAGACUUGCUUCUUGGUCAGGUCCUGUGUAUUUCCUCUCUCAUUUCCCCGGGUCUUGUGCUUCUCUUCCCUGCUGGCUACCAGUCAGGUCUCUUCCAGCCCAGUGCCUCCUUACAAAGAGGUCCUGACUCAGACUUUGCCUUUAAGACCACACUAAAAGUACAGAUUUUUUUGUACCUCUAGUUUUGUAGCUAUUAUUACUUUUACAGUAGAGGUUUCUGCAGCUGUUGGGAUUCCCUGGUGCUCCAUCCUGUCUACCCACCUCGCUACUGAAGGCCCUCGCUUUGCCUUUCCCAUAGUCACGUAUGCAAUGCACCCACACAGCCCGUGCUUUUAAUUUAUUUUAAGACUUUGG
Molecule: messenger RNA, 2249 nt
Organism: Cuculus canorus (common cuckoo)
Lineage: Eukaryota; Metazoa; Chordata; Aves; Cuculiformes; Cuculidae
Product: inhibin subunit beta E
Exons: 2
Coding region: 139-1203 (354 amino acids)
Biological process (GO): SMAD protein signal transduction; BMP signaling pathway
Cellular component (GO): extracellular region
Molecular function (GO): cytokine activity; hormone activity; growth factor activity
Source: RefSeq, a predicted model, not a curated record